Morone saxatilis (striped sea-bass) is the source of this 797-nucleotide messenger RNA. RefSeq names its product endoribonuclease YbeY-like. The record is from RefSeq and is a predicted model, not a curated record. Bases 1 to 327 code for a protein of 108 amino acids. Gene Ontology annotation, molecular function: metalloendopeptidase activity. The transcript has 4 exons. Lineage: Eukaryota; Metazoa; Chordata; Actinopteri; Moronidae. Gene Ontology annotation, biological process: rRNA processing.
AUGUGCGGAGUAAGCCCACGCAUGUGCGGAGACCUGAGACCUGGUAAGCUGCCUUGCCCCCUCCACAGAGAUGAGCUGAACCUUGGGGACAUUUUCUUGGGUGUGGAGUUCGUGAUGAAGCAGUGUCAGAGGGACUCCUUGGACCUGCACGGAGCCCUCACUGUCAUCACUGCACACGGUAUCUGCCACCUGCUGGGCUACAGACACGAGACGGAGGAAGAAUGGACUGAGAUGCUGCAGAGGGAAAGCUACAUUCUGAGCGAGUACAACAGACUCACGGGAAGACAUCUAGAGCCACUGACAAAGAGAUGCACUCAGGAUAGGUGACACUGACUGUCGCCUGUUAACUCUGCUGUUGCACUAUGGUGCUUUUUGGUGCUUGAUAUUUUUGUUCUGUUGAAUAAACUUUUAUUCAUUCCCUCAUUCAUACACGAAUGUAAGUCCCCCCCCCUGGAUGCUGUCUUCUCCACAGUCACAAUGUGCAGCUACUGUUUUUAAGGCCUUUUAUCACCUGGCAGUAGACGUGUAGCAGUUUGUGGAUGUCAUUAUUAAAACACUGGAUGUGAAUGAAAGAAAGUUUAAAACAUCAAAUAAAAAAAAAAAGGUCUGUGCACUUUCACUGUAAUAUUUUAUUAAAAUCUGCUUUAGGAAGAGUCACUUGUGUAUGAAGGGUAGAAAAAGCUGUUCAUUUUUUUACUUCACAAAUACAUUAUACCCUCUUUACACUGCGUCUGGGACAGGGUGUUCAGGAAAGCGCAAUGUUACACAAAUGUAAAUCCAAGGUGGACAUAAAAAAA